Molecule: messenger RNA, 180 nt
Organism: Symbiodinium pilosum
Lineage: Eukaryota; Dinophyceae; Suessiales; Symbiodiniaceae
Source: the annotation of a GenBank genome assembly
AUGUGGUGUGCUGGGGAGAUUGUGACGGCCUACAAGAACAAGGUCACCACCGUGCCGCUGAUUUGCGACGGCUUCAUCCAGCUGGAUGCCGAAGCACUCGAGCUUAUCCCAGAUGUCUGGACGGCCCAGCAGAAGCAAAUCCUUGCCAACUACGGCAUUACCAUGGAGGACGUGAAGAAG